Molecule: messenger RNA, 4884 nt
Organism: Blastomyces gilchristii SLH14081
Lineage: Eukaryota; Fungi; Ascomycota; Eurotiomycetes; Onygenales; Ajellomycetaceae
Product: CAMK protein kinase
Exons: 5
Coding region: 1058-4384 (1108 amino acids)
Biological process (GO): mitotic spindle organization; regulation of cytokinesis; protein phosphorylation
Cellular component (GO): spindle pole centrosome; spindle midzone; chromosome passenger complex
Molecular function (GO): protein kinase activity; protein binding; ATP binding
Source: RefSeq, a predicted model, not a curated record
CCGCAACCACGAUAUCUCGCCAUCGAGCUUCACAAUUAUCCUCGUUUGCUAGCCUCACCCCAAGAUAGAUUGCCCACGGGUUCGGCUCUCCCGCAAUUAAUCCGCGGCGGCCGCGUUAACCUUCUUGUUGGACUUGCUUAACUCUCUAGAGAACCACAAUUUUUGUGUGAACUCUCAAGUUUCUAGUAAGGAGAAGCUCCUCCAGUCCAUGGGUACGGUACGGGUUAAUUGCCGCUAUUUCUGUUUGAGCCACUCAAGUGUUCCCCUCGCAGCAGCGAUUGCCCAGUCCUGUCGGCUAGCAGACGUAGCUAAUAAGGCGCCCCGUGCAAGAUAUAUGAGAUUUCUGGGUCAUUGGGAUAACUGGUUGUUGGCUGGUGUUGCCUAGCUCUUCAAAACCUCUAAUAAUUGUCCAGGCAGAAGCGAUUACCUGCCCGGAAAGUCAGGCACCUUGGCAGAAGGUCUCUUGGCUACUACAUCUUCCUGACUCUCACAUUGAUCUCGACGUUGUCGCCAGGCGAGCGGCUACUGAUACUCAUUGGUUUGAAAGUUCCGCGUGGUGUGACUCGUCUCUUAGCGCAAAGGAAGACCGCUGGAACCACAUUUCUCGCUGCCUUAUCCUUGCCUGUCAAGAAUUUAUCCUGUCGUUGGCCAGCUGAGGAAAUUCCUCUGCCGCUUGCAGAGCAACGACCCUCACUGCGCCUUGCGACUGGGGUUGGAACCCCUUGUGACAAUUCUCAUCCGACGCUAAAACAGAGCAUCUUUAAGGAUCCUACGGGACUCAUCCUCUCACCGACGUACAACUUUCUUUCAGAGAGGGUAAUCCAUAUUUUCUGAUACCUUCGCAAAGGCAGCACCACGAGGGCGGAUGCAUGGUCUUCAGCCUGCUUGACGGUUUUGAUGAAUCACACACAUACAAGUCCCAUUUCUUGUAUUUAACUGGGGCCAUCUCCAUCCAUUUUCGAUCAGUUUCAAAACCCAUCAGCUCUACAACACACUCACUUCCCCUUCACUUCCCGGCUGCAGAACUAUCUUCCGCAUUCCCUAAACCCCGUUCACAAUGGAUGAAGCAACGCAGCUUUCAACGCAACCAUAUGCCGACCCUCGGCGGAUAGGGCUCAACAACUCCGGGCUUGAUGAAGAGGAUGUUCCCGACAUCAUCUGUGUUUUACAUCCGAACUCCAUGGCAGCCCACAAUGCUGUAUCUGCGACUGCGCGUUUUGGCCCACAGCAUAUCUUACAAAGGGACAAUCUUGAAAACGACACCGGACUUCCCAACAGCUCUCCCGGGGACAUCGCGUUGAGGCUUUCAUCCUCUGUAAAAGACGUGAGUAUGGGCUUUUGUUUCGGUCGUAAUCCUAAUCGCUGCGAUAUAGUCCUCGCUCGGGAUGAUAGCGAAAAGAAGAUAUCAAAUGUGCACUUUCGGAUCUAUCUAACGCGCGACAAUAUCUUGAUGCUACAAGACACUUCAACCAAUGGGACCCUUGUAGAUGACAAAGUUGUUCGGAAAGAUAAUAAGUAUGGUGCUUCCUCCACACAAAUGCUCGUCCCCGGCUCUAUCAUUCACGUGGCGAAUGAUUCGACCACUGGCAUCAAGUUCAUAGUCCGUAUUCCUCCUCGGGAUGGCUUUGAGCGUGAGUACACACAGAAUGUGAUUCACUACAUGAACCGAGUACAAAACGCAUCCAAAAAAUAUGGAGAUGGUGGAGCAAAGCCUGGAAAGGCGGCACAACGUAAUGGUUAUCUUAUUGUCCCUCAGCAAGGCGGCAAUACUCAUGGGAUGCACUGGAAUGGCGGUUCCAAGUAUAAUGUCACGGGACAGGUUGGUAAAGGCGCAUUCGCCACGGUUUACAAACUCGCAACGAAAAACGACGGCAUGGUCUACGCUUGCAAGGAGCUCGACAAACGGCGCCUUAUGAAGAAUAAUAUUUCAGACCACAAAGUUAACAAUGAGAUGUUGAUCAUGAGCGGAUUACGACAUCCGAAUAUUGUCGAAUUCAGAGACUAUCAUGAUCACGAUAACCGUUGGAUCUAUAUCAUCAUGGAGUAUGUCCCCGGUGGCGAAUUAUCCGCCUAUCUUAAUCAAUGUCAUCACCUCGCGGAGGAGCAGGUAAAAACAAUCUCUCGACAAAUCUUACAUGCCCUCCAAUACCUUCACAGACGGAAGAUAACACAUCGUGACAUCAAACCGGAUAACAUUUUAAUCCAGUCAUUUGAUCCCUUACAUGUUAAGCUUUCAGAUUUUGGCCUCUCCAAGGUCGCCCAGGAAGAAUCCUUCAUGAAGACGUUUUGUGGAACGCUCUUAUAUUGUGCCCCUGAAGUUUAUCCAGAGUACGACAACUAUAGGCGGGGCGAGGCAAGGAAAAGGCGACGUGCUGCUGAUUCGGUCCCUAGAACAUCGCCGUACGAUCAAUCGGUAGAUAUGUGGUCUUUUGGUGCAGUGUUAUUUCAUAUCCUCUGUGGAACUGCGCCCUACGCUGGCCGAGGAGAUGAUAGGGGUGCAACUAUGCUGCGCAAUAUAAUGACAACCGAUGCAGAUUAUGACUUGCUUCGAAAAGCUGGAGUAUCGGACAGUGGUAUUAAUUUUGUUUCGAAGCUUCUUAAUCGCGAUCCGAGAGCUAGACCCAAGGAGCCCGAGUGCUUCCAACACCCGUGGAUCGUUAACGUUCCAGACGAACUUGAUUACACAGAGUUCGACGGUCCCAAAGUUCAGGAUAUCGACACAACUUUAGCUGCCGUAGGUGAGGCUAAUGAAGAUGAAGAAGCAGAUAGGCUUGACGCCUCUCGCCUUCAUCUUAAUGAUAAAGUUGAUGAAGAUUUAAAUGAAGAAAUUAAAGAUCAGGAGCAUGGGGUUGAGGACGAAACGCCCACUGACCACAAGGACGUCAAAAGACAGCGACUUUCUCACUAUCCUGAAGAUUCAAGCCAGCACGUUGUAAUGGCCCAAGUUCCAGCUAUAAUCAAAUAUCCUUCGUUGCCAGACCUUGGUAGCUAUGAUCUAGGCUCUGGUCUCGGUGGCCAAGGAACUCAGCCGCCCAUGGCACGUCUUUUUGGGGAGAUAUCCGGGCCUGCUCUGAGGAGUUCCGCCGCAUUUGAAGGAAACGCAAACCGACCAACAGCAAUGUUUGACUUCCAGCCUCGUUUCCAAGAUGAGGAUGUUUAUGAUGACCCUUCCUCAGAGAUGGAGUCGUCUCUAAGUUUCAGCAGUAUUGAUAAUCCAGCAGAGCUACACCAUCAACAACUGCCUAUCGGGUUGGAGCGGGGUGCUUCUGCCCCAAGUUUAAUGGGAGCGGAAUCACUAGUGGGUCAGUUGCACAUGGAAUCUCCUGAUGUCAGAACACCAAUCUCCACAGCCCAUAAUAGUAAUAAUCCAACCACCCCGGAAUCUUCCGUGGGCAAUGCACCCUCGUCCCAAGCCCGGGAAUCAAAAUCUGGCGGCCACGACGAGGCUAAGAAAAGGAGUUCAAGCCAAAAACCUGGUGGGCUCGACUCUACCGACCAAGCACAUCGAAGAUCAGUCGGCCAGGAAUCCAUCCCUACCCCGAAAGUUACGCCCAGAAAUCUCACCAAUCCAUGUUGUCUUGUGCGUGAACAAACAUCUAAAUCGUUCGACCCGAAACACCUGCUCGAGCUCUCCACCACUAUCGACGAGCACACUGGAGAGGAAGUCGCACAGGUCGAUGGUUCGAAUACCCCUGAAGAGCCGAGCGAGGCGAACGAGACGAAUACGCGGUUCGCCUCCAGGAUCACGAGUCCUGCAAACUCCCCGAGACUCACCCCUCCCUUCGGAGCGCUCAUAUCACUUCCCGGUUCAAUCACAGAUGUAUCACUCCACCUCGAAUCACGCAUGACAUCAUGGGGCCGAGGACCAAGAGUCAAUGUUCGUUACUCUGAUCCUAUGGAUAGCCGAAUCCCGGCCUACGCCCUCGAACUCACUUUCUGGGCACCGUCGAUCGAAUCCCGCAUCGCAGCCGGUGAAGACUGGCGAAAGGUUCCUGGUGUCAUGGCCAUCCUCUCUACCAAGGCGAGCAAUUGCAUUUGGGUUAAUGACGUGGAGCUACGCAAGGAGACGCCGGCGAAGGAUGCGCGUCUCUUCGGAAAACUGUACACAGGCGAUAUAAUCACGGUAUUUAGGGAUCGUGAGCGCUAUCUGCGCUUUCGAUGCGAGUUUUAUCACGGGGAAAGCAUGAAGCUGCGGCCGCUUGAGGAAAAAGGGUUUCUUAUUCAAAAGGCGAAGUAUCCGAAAAGUGGGAGCAAGGGAGACGGGAGUUUGAAAACUGAGCAGGCUGCUGGCAACACCACAACGACGGCGCCCACCAUCGCUCCAGAGACGGACGGGGAGAAGAGUGUUGAUUGGAAAGACAAUAAGAAGGAUAAGAAGAAAUAGUUGCUUGAUAUCUCCUUUUUUUGUAUUUUCCCUUUUCUUUUCAGGUCUGUUUGAUAUGGUCGAUCCGCAAGCGAUGAGAUUUUGUUUAACUUCCCUUGAAACAGGGCCCGUAUGCCUCAGUUAGUUGUAUCCGACACAGCUUCCUGAUUUAUGCUCUCAUACGCUGUCAUUUUGUCCUUUAUUUACAUACUAUUUAAGCUAGUCCGGUUGCCGCACUCAUACCCUCCUUGACUGCAUCUUCUUUUUGUUCACGCGCUCUGACCGGGAUAGUGAAAGGAGAUGAUAUUGUGAAUGAAACAAAGCAUCUACAUAGAUAGUACGGCAAUGUACACGCAAAUUGUCAUGAAACUCAGUAAAUAUUGUCACCGCUUUUCCAGGAGUAGUUGUGGCUAGAAAUUCUUCCAUUGGUAAUUUUCAUUCUUCUGGCAGCAAAACGGCCAAGGAUCGGGUUCAACCCCUGAAAUUAGCGCCGAAUAAACUUCUGUUUCUCCUCCCUUUGU